AUGCUGAUAAAUGCUUAUAUUAGCAUUAAAGGAAAACAUAAAAAUUUUGUACCUAAAAAUGUAAACUCCUUUGAUAUAAAUUACGACUUUAGAAGGAAACCCCUUUCAGAUAAAAUUAAGUAUUUAAAAUAUCUGAACUUUGAAGGGCUUAAAAUAAAAACUAAAAAAAGUAAUAGCGGUAGUAAUAUCGGUAGUAAUAUCGGUAGUAAUAUCGGUAGUAAUAUCGGUGGUAAUAUCGGUUGUAAUAUCGGUGGUAAUAUCGGUUGUAAUAUCGGUUGUAAUAGCGGUGGUAAUAACUUUUCUAAACAUUUUUUUUGUAACCAAUUUGGUAAUAAGCUUUCAGAAAAAUUUAAUUACAAAUCUCCAUAUACCCACGGAAUAAAAUUAAAAGAAUUUGAUACCCAUUACACAAAAGAAACAAAAGAAACAAAAGAAAAAAUAAAUGAUAAAAAUGGUUUCCAUAAAAUAAGUAACUUUAUAAAAGAGCAGGAUAAAUCACCCUUAUCAACAUCAUUAAAUAUUAAUGAAUAUAAUAAUAACCAAUCCAUAUAUUUAAAUAAUUAUACACAAAAUAAAUAUAGCAAUGAAAUAGUGAAAUAUAAUACUGUUAUUAAUAAAGUAGCAAAUAAUUUUAGUAAUUCUAAUAACAGAAAUAUUUUUAUAAAAACAACAAACAGAUAUUUCCAAACGAUAAUACAAAAGUCAUUUCAUACAGCGAACAAUAAGAAAGAUGAUAAAAAAAGUUCAAAAAAUGAUAAAAAAAACACCAAAAAUGAUAAAAAAAGUAAAAAAACAGAAACAGUAAGUAAAAAAGCGGAAAUAUCAAAUAAAAAAGCGGAAAUACCAAAUAAAAAAGCGGAAAUACCAAAUAAAAAAGCGGAAAUACCAAAUAAAAAAGUGGAAACACCAAAUAAAAAAUGCAUACAAAAUAAAAAAAAUGACACUAUUAUAGAAAGCCAAGAAAAUACAUGUCUUGAUAAAAAAAAAAAUAUAGAAGAAAACAAAUCCAUAAUAAAAGAAAAAUUAUGUAACAUCAUUGAAAAUGAUACUAAUAUUAAACAUGAAAUGAAUAAAAAAGAUAAAAAUUCUAUUAUCAAUUAUAAAAAUAAAAUAAAAAAUGUUAUAAAUAACUUAUUUGAAAAACAUCUUUUAUUAAUGAACUCUCUAAUUGCAGGAACAUUAUAUUUUAUUGCUGAUAUAGCAUGCCAAUUUAUGGAAAUGAGUAAACAACCUAAUAAAUAUGAACCUAAUAAAUAUGAUAUAUAUAGAACUCUUAGAAUGUCAACUAUUGGAUUUACUCUUGAGGGGCCAGUAAUGACAUGGUGGUAUGGGAAAAUUUUAGCCAAUUUUAUUAAAUCUAGACCAAAUAUAUUUUUAUACAAAUCUUUUAUACCAACAUUAUUUGAUAAUUUUAUUUUUGGCCCCAUCCAUUUAACAAUAUUUUUUUUUUAUAAUGGAAUCUUAAAAAAACAAUCUCGUUCAGAAAUUGUAGAAAAAAUUUUAAAUACAGGAAUGAAAGUUUUUUUUAUUUCUUUCGUAACAUGGACACCAUUAACACUAGUUAACUUUUUUUUCGUCCCAAGAAUUUAUCAAGCUACAGUUGUAUUUUUCGCUGAUUUUUUUUGGGUUAUUUUUCUUUCAUGGUCUGCAAAUAAUAAAUAA
Messenger RNA from Plasmodium yoelii, 1662 nucleotides. Its product is annotated as protein Mpv17, putative. Bases 1 to 1662 code for a protein of 553 amino acids. NCBI's taxonomy places the organism in Eukaryota, Apicomplexa, Aconoidasida, Haemosporida, Plasmodiidae. The transcript has 2 exons. Gene Ontology annotation, cellular component: membrane; cytoplasm. The record is from RefSeq and is a predicted model, not a curated record.